UACAUAGUCUGCUGGAAUUACCUCAGUUCCUACAUUGACCCAUUGAUGAUCCCGCUUGAGAUCUCAAAUGGCACCCACCUCAGGUAGCUCUGUGUCCAGAAGCUGCAGCUACGACCAUUUCUUUCCAACGUGAGUUCAGCCUUCAAAUUUGACCGCCUCUCUUGCCGCAGUUGAUAUGGGGAUGGCAAGAAUUCCGGAGGAGUUCGUGGUCCAGCAGGCGAUCGAAGAAGACGACUGCAAUAGUCAUCGAUCACCCAGCUCGAAAGUAACAGCGGCAGUGGCGGAGGGGGUGUUCGUCCCGCCGCUGAACUUUGCCAUGGUCAACGACGGAGUCUUCCGGUCGGGGUUCCCCGAGACCACCAACUUCCGCUUUCUGGAGACCCUCGAGCUCCGGUCGAUCGUAUAUCUCUGCCCGGAGCCAUACCCGGAGGUGAACAAGGAGUUCCUCGAGUCCAACAGUAUCAGGCUCUUCCAGUUUGGGAUCGAAGGUCGCAAGGAACCCUUCGUCAACAUCCCAGGAGAGAGGAUUCGAGAGGCUCUCGAAGUUGUCCUCGAUGCCAAAAACCACCCGUUGCUUAUCCAUUGCAAAAGAGGAAAGCAUCGAACAGGUUGCGUCGUAGGGUGUCUGAGGAAGCUACAAAAGUGGUGCUUGAGUUCGGUAUUCGACGAGUACCAGCGGUUUGCUGCUGCCAAAGCUAGAGUUUGCGAUCUGAGGUUUAUGGAGCUGUUCGACGCAUCGAGCAUGAAGCUGCUGUCGACUUAGUGGCCCUCAUCCGAUGAGGUCCUCCGCUGCUUGAGAGAGGCCAGUAUUUGUCGGUCUUGUGUACUCCCAGCGAAUAACCUGCAGCGAAUUAAUUACUAGGAAUCAGUGUGAUUCAAGCACGUUAGUGAUUUGUAUAGCUUGUGGUGAAUGCAUCCGAGAGGGGCGCUUCUGCCAUCGUUUUCCUGCA
Musa acuminata subsp. malaccensis (wild Malaysian banana) is the source of this 950-nucleotide messenger RNA. Its product is annotated as tyrosine-protein phosphatase DSP1. Gene Ontology annotation, biological process: protein dephosphorylation. NCBI's taxonomy places the organism in Eukaryota, Viridiplantae, Streptophyta, Magnoliopsida, Zingiberales, Musaceae. Gene Ontology annotation, molecular function: phosphatase activity. The record is from RefSeq and is a predicted model, not a curated record. Gene Ontology annotation, cellular component: cytoplasm.